Acytostelium subglobosum LB1 is the source of this 2433-nucleotide messenger RNA. RefSeq lists its product as hypothetical. The record is from RefSeq and is a predicted model, not a curated record. Gene Ontology annotation, molecular function: metalloendopeptidase activity. The transcript has 2 exons. The coding region runs from base 1 to 2433 and encodes 810 amino acids. Lineage: Eukaryota; Evosea; Eumycetozoa; Acytosteliales; Acytosteliaceae.
AUGACUACAUCGGUAUCAUCAACAACAACAUCAAUACCAACUACUUCUAUACCAAUGACAACAUCUUCUUCUGAACCACCAUCAUCUUCGGAUUCACCAUCCUCUGAAUCAUCAUUAUCAUCUGAAUCACCUUCAUCUGAUUCAGAAUCUAUGUCCUCAGAGUCAAGGGGACCUUCAUCUUCAGAGUCUAUUUCAUCUUCAUCUUCUGUGGAAUCAAGCGAACCAGGUCCAACACCAAAACCAACUUCGACUCCCACUCCUCAAUCAUCAGAGCAACCAACAGAACCACCUACGGAGCCACCAACAGAACCACCAACAGAGCCUCCAACUGAGCCUCCCACUGAGCCCCCUACUGAGCCUCCAACCACCAAACCAACUGAGCCUCCUACUGAGCCUCCAACGACAAAACCAACUGAGCCUCCAACAGAGCCUCCAACUACAAAACCAACUGAGCCUCCAACUGAGCCUCCAACGACCAAACCAACUGAGCCUCCAACUGAGCCUCCAACUACAAAACCAACAGAGCCACCAACUGAACCUCCAACUACCAAACCAACUGAGCCCCCUACCGAGCCACCUACCGAACCACCAACUGAGUCACCAACUCCUGCACCAACACCAGUCAAAUUCGAUUCUUACUUUGCCCAGUCACAUGUGCUGCCGCCUCAAGGAAAGCCUUGGAAUCUCAAGGGCCAGAAGAAUGAGCUUCAUCUUACCGGCGAUCGUGAUACACUUCUGAUUGUCAAGGCCAAGCCAGUCCCACCUACCACAACAGGUAGAAAGUUCGUUCGCAACGCACAUGCAGACGACUUUACCGCCCCGCCCAAGGUCGACAUCUACACACCAACGGCUGCAUGGACGGUCAACAACCCAAGCGCUGUGGCAUUGGCAACAACACUCACAACCAACCCACCAGCACUCCUCCCGCCAACCGAGUCCAAAGGCGACCCGGUCUUCACCAAUGCCUACUCAGUGCGCAUACCUCGCAAAUUCAUCAAGCCUGGCAUGAAGCUGGUGGUCGAUGGUGACGAGACCCAGGCCAUCUUCCCCAAGGUCGGCAUGGACAGCACGAUGAAGUUGUUCAUUCUACCAAUCUAUUUGCUUGGUGCCAGGAAGGGCGAGGAGAUACCACUGAGCAGGCUGUACCCUGAGGAGGUCAACAAGAAGGCAAUGUUCCAGGAGUGGCCUUGGGCAAAUCUCGAUGUUGGCAUGCAUCCAAUGUGUGACCUGACCUCGAAACAAAUAGCCAUUCAACCAAUCAACGGCAAACAGGCAUAUAAGAUGGAUAUGACCAAGACAUUAUCAGAUCCAACGAUACUGAUGCCAAGUCUCCUUCCACUUCUAGCUGCCCUACAAAUUGCAAGUUGUGAUCAGUUGACUAACAUGUUGUACUACGCUCCAUUGAUUGUCUUGGAUGGACCAACUGGAAACAAUAUCAAUAUCCCAUCAGGACUUGGUGGCAACAGAGUUGGAACAGGUGAUGCAGAAUACACCGGUAUAUUCAUCCAAGAGAUGGGUCGUGCCAUGGGUGCCCGUAAUGCUGGCGAUGCCUAUAAUGAUGGAACAUAUCCUUAUGUGGAUGGAAGUUUGUUUGGCUCGGUCAAUGGAUUCGAUAUGGAUCACAAUGAGUUCUUGACCAUCUUUAUACCUUCAAACUCAACAGACUAUGCCACAUGCAAGACUACUAAUGUGUUGAAGGAUGGCAAGUGUGUGAAACAGGAUCCAAUGAAGGAUGGAGCAGGUGAUCAAUCAAAAGGCUACAUCUACACAAUGUUCUCAGACUUUAACCAAGGCCUGUUCCAACGUUAUAUCGAAGGCACAUUAAUAUACCGCCCUGAUAGAGAUGUCUAUGAGUCAUGGGAUACGACCAACCUGGCAUGGGUCGAGCGUCCAAAGGUACUCACUCGCGACAAGGGCCUUAAUGGUAUCAAUGAUGGCUUGCCCAAACAACGCAAUGCCUCCAUCUACACAGUGGUCAUGCAGUACAACUCUGCUGUUGGAUCGACCUGUGGCGCGGACUGUUCCAUCGUCUAUCCACUGUCCCAAAAGCACUUUGGAAACAUGGCCGACUACAUCGAUCCCAACGACCCUGUUCAGCUCAAGAGGAUCACUGAUCCCUCUGGCGACCUGUCGCAGUUCUGCUACGCGUCUGGCUGUGACUACACGAUACGCGUCACCUAUGCCGAUGGCACCAAGUGGACCAAGCUCCAGCAAAAGGGACAACGUGUAGCUUCCCAGCCAACAUCAGACACACUUGAUCCCGAGACACAAGACCCAACCAAACCCAAGAGUUUGGUAUGGUUUGUUGAGAACUUCCCUGCCUUUGUCAAUGGGGACAUACUUCCAACAUUAGUCGAGCUACUCUGGACACCCAAAGGAUACUCGGGUCCAACGCCAUCCAAUGCCAAAGUACUUCUAAGUCUUCCUGUAUAA